UAUGAAACACCCCAAACUGGAAGUAUAUAUAACAUAGUUCUACUGAUUAUUUGGCGCAUAUUUUUCCAGAUCAGUGAUCAAUCCAAAUGCAAUUAUGUACUUUGGCACCGAGCUCUGUAUUUGGGGAAAUUUAUUUUGAUAAUCAGCAAGCUAUACGCCCAAGGAUAGCAGCACAGGCCUUCCAAUCUGUCCAAUCUACAGACAAUUCGGCUAUUACUUGGCAAGGAUCAGAUUCGAUGUCGUAUUGCUCCUUGAAACUUUGCACCAUGGGAGCCUGUAAUGGAAGAAUUCCCUUAUCGAUCCUUAUAAAUUUGAUUUGCAUCUGUGAAGUAAUCGUGAACUCAACAGUAUUCUCUCCAUACGUCAUUGAGUGUCCCAUUGUACCUUUACCCGAAGGAAAUACCACCUGCCAAUGUGAACCUCCGAACAUUGCAGUCACAUCUCCCGAUGUACUUGCAGAAUUUCAACUCAUUACUUGCCAACUGACACAAGAUUUGAUAAAGGAAACGAAUCCAGAUUCAUUCUUUUUUCCUCGAUCCAGGAAGGUGCACAUUGACUGCACAUGGAACAACUCUCUCAGUUAUCACAACUUCUUGAAGAGUGUGGCAAAGGAAAGUGGUGAUAUCGUGGAUGAAGUUGAUACAAUUGGCUAUUACAAUUGCUUUACGCCAUUUACCAUCACUGCCGUCACGUAUAUGGAGCUACCUCAUCUGCAGAAAUUGAGCUUCCAUGACGAGAGUCUAGAGAUCAGUUCUAAUGCUUUUUUGCCACUUGAGAGGCUUGAGUUCCUAUCACUGACCCACCUUCAUUUAAAUUAUCUGCACUCCGAAGUCUUCAGAGGUCUGACACACCUUCGAGUACUCUCCCUCUGGGACAAUGACCUCAGAGAACUCCCCGAUGGAAUCUUUCUUGAUCUUCAGGAUUUGCAGACCUUGUCAAUAGUGAACAAUAGCCUUGUGUACAUUUCCCGUGAUCUGUUAAAGCCACUUGAAUUCUUAAACAUGUUGUACCUGAAUGGCAAUAAUAUAUCUUUUAUACAUAAAGAUGCAUUCAGGCCUCUCAGGUCUCUGGAAGAAGUGGAUCUGUCGUACAAUAAUCUCGAUGAGACGUUCCUGCUAAGCUUCAUCGGGACUCGGAAGCUUUCACUUUCACACAAUUCAUUAACUACAUUUACAAAGGAUACUUUGGCAGGUGUCCGGGAAUACACUGGCUCAUUAGACUUGUCAUAUAACUUGAUAACGUCCAUUGCCGAAAAAGUGUUUCAGACAGAUUUUUUUCUUUCUCCGCUUUUGUCAGUGCACCUUAAUAACAACCGCCUCGAAUCUCUGCCAAAGAAUAUCUUACGAUGGGGAAGGAGGUUAACAGUAGUCGACUUCAGUUACAACUCUUUACAGACUCUCCCCAGUGGAUUAUUUGAUAUUCGGUCGAACCCUCUUGGCGAGCAGAGGCUUGCUGGAAAUCAGUUGGUGAUUAAGCUAAGUGGUAACCCUUUCACCUGCGACUGUCGUCUAUCUUGGUUUCGUCUAUACGAUGGUCAGGAUGUGUGGAUAAGUGAUCGUGAUGACAUCGAAUGCUUUUCUCCACCAAACCUGCAAGGUUUAUCUUUAUUUUCAAUAAACCCAAAUAGGUUUGAGUGCCCUUUGCCAGAGUCGGUGUGUCCAAAACUUUGUAAAUGCUACGAAACUGUGAGUAUUCAAGGAAUCGAUCGUACAACUCACAAGAUGAUUUUUGUCGAAUGCAAAUAUGCAAAUUUAUCUCGUAUUCCCCUUGGUAUGCCAAUAGAUACCACAUCACUAGACUUUACAGGGAAUACAUUGAAAACUCUUCGUGAAACAAUGCUGAAUACUCUUUUUCCAAACUUAGAAGGCUUGACGUUUACAACGUGUAACAUUGAGAAAAUAGAAGGUGGGGCAUUUAGGUCAUUGAACUCAGUAUUGUCAUUAAAACUUGAUGGAAAUAAUUUCAAUGUCACAAAAGGGAUAUUCCGAGGAUUGACACAGCUUAAUACAUUAUAUUUAAACCAUAGUUCCAUCAGAACAAUCGCUGAAGGUGUCUUUCUGGAUACGCCAAGUUUAACCCAGGUUUACCUUCACAGGAAUCUUCUAACCGUUCUUCCUGCCUUCCAUUCUCUCCCCAAAAGCCUCGAAAUAAUGAGCCUCCAGCAUAACCCACUUGUUUGUAGUUGUAACCUGAUUUCAUAUCAGGGGUUGACCAGGUACACUCCGGGGGUUGACGGUAACGCUACAUGUAAGCAGAAGGGUAACGCAUUCGUGACAUUAGGACAGGUCAACUCAGCUUACUGCCGGAAGGACGGAAUAAAUCCAAUCCACACCGUUCUCAUAUCACUCGGAGCAAUAACCGGUGUCAUCGCAGUGGUGUUCACGUGUUUUGUAAUCUACAAAAAGAACGAAACACUGAUCAAGCUAAUGUUACUAGAAUACUUUCCUGAAGACAUAUCGGAAGAAGACGCAAAUAAACCCUUUGAUGUAUUCAUAUCGUACAGCCAACUUGACGAUGAAUUUGUGCUUCGUUACCUGGUGCCUCUAUUGGAGAACGAAGAAGAGGCUUCCUAUUCGAUCUGCCUCCACCAUCGUCAUUUCAUCCCAGGAGACACAAUCGCAAACAAUAUUGUCAGCGCCGUGGCGCAAAGUCGUCGUGUCAUCUUGGUAUUGUCAAAAAACUUCCUGGAGAGUGACUGGUGCAUGUAUGAGUUCCGCAUGGCCCAUCUUCAAGCGUUGCAUGAUCGUCGUAACACGUUGCUCAUCAUCACUCUUGGAGAUAUCUGCGAAGGCAGCCUCGAUCCGGACCUGAAGGCACACUUGAGAACUACAACCUAUCUCGAGUCAUCUGAUUCAAAAUUCAAAUACAAACUCUUCUUAGCUCUUAAACGGAGGCGCUCAAAACGGUUAACAUCAAACAAUCAAAUGGGACUAAUUGAUCUAGAAGGUAAAUGAUUCCCUUUGUCUCGCAGUGCUCAUCAUGUUUGUGAGUAGAGAGCAAUAUUAAGGAGGAUACAUGAACGUCUUUGUACUUUACAUUCUAUUCUUGUUGAUGCUUAUCUGAAAUAUCGUUAGGCCUACUUGACGUUUAAUCGGUUGUCGUUUAAGGUUCUUUUAAUCUUCAUAUAACUCUUCGGUAUUACGAACGUGCAUUAAUUGCAUCUUGAGAAGAGGCACGAUAAUAAUAAUAUAAAAAAAAGAAAGUCGGAAUAGAAAAAAAUAAUACUUGAAUCCCUGAUAAAUUAUGAAAGGUAAAGUUACGAUCAAAUAUCAGUUCUUGAUAUAUUUCAAUGCAUUGCUAAUAUAAAUGUAUAUAUAUAUAUAUAUACAUGUAUAUAUAUAUAAAUCAUGUAUGUAAUUUGAAAUGAUGAAGUUAUCUCAAGAAGCAGCAUUCGGAUAUACAUAAUAUAAAUCUAAAUCAUUUAGAUAGUUAUGCAUUUUUUCUCUGCAGCAAUAGAUUCACCUGAACUGCUACAAUAAACACUUUUGAAUUUUUCAAACUUUUGGCAACGCAUUGAAAUAUAUUAAGAAGUGAUAUUUGAUCUGAAUAUAAUCUUGAACUUGUAUUUUGACAGCUUAAUUGAUCAAGUAUUCAAUUCUUUUCAACGUUAUGUUCCAUUUUUUAGGCAGUUAAGUCGUUUCCAAACCACCAAAAUUCACUAUACCUCCAUGCCACAAUCAAGUUAUCAACCAAUUUCAGGAGUUUUCAUCAGUUUAUUGACCUCUAAAUAAAUUUCAAUGAUCUUCAUUCGUCCUUAUUUCAUAGUAAAAUUAUUGAACCCCAAGGUUUUCAUUAUGAAUUUGCCGUCGAAGGUGAUUUUAUAUAUUAUUCACCAAUUAAAUGUGAACAUAAAGGGUAGAAAUCUGGUCAUUUCUUUUUGCCUUGAAGGGUGAAUGUGCAUUCUACGUGCUAAUAAUCUAUGCAAUUUUGCACCAAAAUCGCCAACCUGCUGCGUUUUAAAUUGGAGAUACCAUUACAGGGGCGGAUCCGGCCUUCGCCAAUUAAGGGGGGGGGCGGCGGAAAUUUUUUUCGGCCACAUUUUCCCGAUCGGCCGCUCGAAAUUGAUUUUUGUUUGUUUCUUUGAAGGGGUAGUCCUCAUAGUCACUUUUAAGCUUUAUUCUUAUAAAUCAACAUAUAUAUAAUAAUCUCGUAAGCCUUAUUUAAAUAGUGCGAGCGCAAAGCGCGAGCUAUUUUUUUUAUUUCAAGUAUUUUGUCCUAUAAUAUAAGUAUUCUGGGCAAUAUUUGUGAUCCUAAACCAUGUGUAUCCUAAAUAAUUACUGCGAGCGCGAAGCGCGAGCAGAAAUUCUUUAUACACGUUUUGAUCUGACCCAAAACGGUUUGUUAACGACUUUGCAGUUAGCCAUGGAAACCUUACAGAUUUCAACAAUCAAACAAUGCGAGCGCGAAACGCGAGCUUAAAAUUUUGACAUUUUUACCUAAAGAAUGGAAAUCCUAAGUACUUUUUGUAAUCGUGAUAAGGAUAAGUAUAUAACUAAACAAUUGAUGCGAGCGUGAAGCUCGAGCGUAAAAAUACGAUGUUUAUACCUAAAAAUGGGACACUCUAUUCAUGUUUUGGAAAUCAUGAAAAUGUUGAGUAAUUGGAAAUCUUUCUACAUUAAUAAUGCGAGCGCAAAACGCGAAUAUAUUUUUUUUGAUUUAUAGGAUAAUGAUUUAAACAGAAAACAAGCUGCCUAUCUAAAAAAAACAUGCGCGAUCUAGAAUCUGGGCUUUCUAAAUAACUUUUUUAUUAUGAAAGUCAAUAAAGCGAGCGCGAAGCGCGAGCUUAAAAUAUUUGAUAUUCCGAUCUGAAAAGGGUCUCAAGCACUUUGAAGGAAAAUUGUGAGGUGGAUAUGGAUCAGUUAAAAAAGCUGAUAUGUUUCAAUAUUAUUCCUUUGAGUUUUGAAAUAGGACUGGGACAUUCUAAGAACAUUAUGUCAUAUGAAAAUGAUGACUUCCUAUUAUCCUUCCUAAGCGCGAGAUGAAACUUGUCGAUAUUCCAUUCUGAAAAAAGGACAGUUUGAUUAUUAAAUUAAUAUCUUAUUUAUUAAUCUAAUAAGCCUAAUGAGAGCGUGAAAUCUGUUAAUACAAUGGCUUGAAAACUGGACAUUUAAAGCACUUUUAAUUAUGAAUAAGAUGCAUGAGUUAAUAUAUUUUCAACAAUCAAUACGAGCGGAAAUCGCAAGCCGAAAUUUUUGAUAAACUGUCAUGAAAUUGAUAUUUUAAGUAGUUUGUUAUAGAAUUAAUAUUGAGAUAUACAUAACUCACCAAUCAAAAUGCAAGCGUGCAGCGCUAGCUGAUGCGUUUUGACAAUGUGACCUGAAUAGGGAUAUUUUGAGAACUUUAUGGAAAACAGGAAAAUAAUAGGUGCUUGACACAUUAAAUUUUGCGAUCACGCAGCGCGAGCAGAAAAUUUUAAUAUUUAGACCAUAAAACAGGAAUUUUUACAGAGCACUUUUUAAAAAUCAAUUUGUAAAUCAAACAAAAUGAUGAAAGUUCGAUUUCCAAGCUGUAAUAUGCUUUGUAUAUUGACUUCAAAAUUUGUUAAUUUAAGCUCCAUAUUGAGCAAGAUAUGUAAAUCACCUUAAAGGCAAUGCGAGCGCGAAGCGCCAGUGAAAAUUUUAUGUAGUGAGUUGAAAUAUUUUAAAAAUGAUUUUCCAAGUCUUCCCCUCAUCUUAUUUUAUUCACUCGUCUUCCUCCUCUUAUGUUUCCCCUUCUUUUUUCUCCUCUCUUUUCCCCUUCUUUUUUUUCUUUCUUUCCCCCUUUUUUUUCAUUUUUUUCUGGAUCCGCCUAUGCCAUUAUACAGUAUAUAAAAAUGUAACUUACUUUUGACCUUGAAUUUUAUAAGUGACUGUGCGUUCUGGGUGCUUUAUUUUAUUCUAUUUUAUUUUCCUGUAAGAAUCUUUGCAUUUGAUACCAAGAUCACAAACCUGCGAUAGUUGGUCUCGAAGAUACCCUAAUAUAGUAUACAAAAAGGUCAUUUACUAUUGACCUUGAAUUUUAUGGGUGAAUGUGCAUUGUAAGUGCUUAAUCUUUGCACUUUGACACCAAGAUCAACAACCUGCAAUACCUUUUGUCGGAGUUACCAGAAUUAUAAAUUAUAUAAAAAGGUCAUUGACCUCUGACCUUGAAAAAAAAAUUAUGUUCCCAGCCCAUAUUCCUCCCGAUUACACUUCGUAAUUCCGAAGAUUCGUAAUUCCUAAGGUUCGUUAUUUCGAAGGUUGGUAAUUCCGAAACACGUAAAUUGCCUAUACCUCGAUGUUCCUUAAUCCAAAAACGAAAAAGGGUUCGUUAAUCCGAACAUAUGUGGCGUUAUUCCGAAGGUUUGUUAUUCCGAAAGUUCAUCAGUCCGAGAACGAAAUAAGGUUCGUUAUUCCGCAGGUUUGUUAGUCCGAAAACGAAAUAAGGUUCGUUAAUCCGAAAACGAAGUAAGGUUCGUUGUUCCGAAGGUUCGUUAAUCCGAAAACGAAAUAAGGUUCGUUGUUCCAAGGUUUAUUAAUCCGAAAACAAAAUAAGGUUCUUUAUUCCGAAGGUUCGUUAAUCCGAAAAAUGAAAUAAUCGGUGACGAAGCCGGGAAAACCGGAAGGGUGAGCGUGGUGGGGGGGGGGGGAGAAACACCGUUGCUGUUAAUUUGUUAUGAAGAUGGGAAUGCAAAAAGAAGGGCGGCGGAGCAAAGCCUUUUAGAAGUGAUUUUUUAUUCUGGUAAAAAUUUUCGCGAGAGAGUGUAACGAGCGAGCGGUUUUGAAAAAUUUGCAAAGCUGAUGUUGUAAAACUCGUUUUGGGGGUUAAUUAUUGUUAUAAGGGCAUCCUUGGGCGGUGUUGCGAGCGUGAAUCGCAAGCUCAAACCUUUGGACAUUUGAAUAAGAAAUGAAAAUGAAACAUUGUGAGCAGUUUUUUGUUCAAUCAUUAAAAAGAUGUGCAUCUAACUGAAGAAUUAUCACGAGCGCAAAGUGCGAGCUGAAAUAAAAGGACUGCGUUUAGUGACUCAUGAAUAGGAUACAUCAUGUAAUGCGAGUGCGAAGCGAGCUAAAAAAAAUAUUACAGCCUGAAAAAAAUGAACAUUCUAAGCCUUUUUACAACCAGAAACGGUCAGUACCUUACCAAAAGAAAAUCUUUCGCAUAUGUCGGACCCAAAUUAUUUAAUGCACUUCCUUCAAAUUUACAAGUUUGUACCUCCUUGUUAGUUUUUAAAAAAUUAUGCAAAGCCUUUCAUACGAAUUGAUAAAGAGCGAAAUGAUAUUCCAUUGAUUUACAAUGCUAUGUAUGUUUAAAUUGUCACUUCCCACUCUAUAUUUUGGUGUUAAUUGUUUCUGAUGUUGGAUAUUUUGUAUUUUGUAUUUUUGAUGUUGUUUGUUGUUGUUGUUGUUCAUAGUUAUCUUGACAUGUAUUUUAAACUGCAGGGCGCCUUU
Lytechinus pictus (painted urchin) is the source of this 7406-nucleotide messenger RNA. Its product is annotated as protein toll-like. NCBI's taxonomy places the organism in Eukaryota, Metazoa, Echinodermata, Echinoidea, Temnopleuroida, Toxopneustidae. Gene Ontology annotation, molecular function: transmembrane signaling receptor activity; protein binding. The record is from RefSeq and is a predicted model, not a curated record. Gene Ontology annotation, cellular component: plasma membrane. The coding region runs from base 87 to 2954 and encodes 955 amino acids. The transcript has a single exon. Gene Ontology annotation, biological process: toll-like receptor signaling pathway; immune response; inflammatory response.